AUGAGUGCUCUGAGAAUCCAUAGAUGUGUUUCGGCAACUCGAAAGCCCUUGAGUCGAGUCUUUCCACGUUUUGCGUCCACGAAUAAUACACCAGAGACCACUCAGAGUGAAGAUUCACACCAGGAUGAAGUGUUCGUUAUGCGUCAAAAACACUUUAAUGAUCAAAUAGUAUCUCAAUUGAAGGCAUUAUCUGAGACCCCGUUAGAUAAAAUUGAUGGUUUACAAAAUGUUACGGAUCAACCGUUAACAGAGAAGGAGAAACAACUAGAUGAAGAAUUAACAGAUUUCUUAACGAAAUAUUCACAAUUGAACAAAUUGAUCAAUAAUGAAGAUGUGAAUGCUGGUGAUGCUGCUACUAGUAUCAAUGGUAAAAUUGCUUCUCAUCAUAAAAAGUACCCAUAUUUGGUUCCCUCUUCGAGAGAUAAACCAUAUACUUCACAAGAAUUAUUCCUAAGACAAAUGAAGCAUUCAUCUCAUACCGCCAGAUUGGGUGCUAAUAUUGAACAAGUUUACUCACCACAUAAGGACGUGCAUAAUCCAUUACCUGCAGAGAAAGUUUCUGUCAAUAAGCUUUUGGAGGCUGGUGUACACUUGGGACAAUCAACGUCGAUUUGGAGACCAUCUACACAACCUUUUAUCUAUGGUGAAUACAAGGGUAUUCAUUUGAUUGAUUUAAACAAAACCCUUUCAUCUUUGAAAAGAGCCGCUAAAGUGGUGGAAGGCAUUUCUGAAAGAGGUGGUGUGAUUUUAUAUGUGGGGACCAGAGAGGGUCAAAAGAGAGCUUUAGAAGAAGCCGCCAAGAGAACAAAUGGGUAUUAUAUUUCCACAAGGUGGAUUCCAGGUACUUUAACCAAUUCAACGGAAAUUUCUGGUGUUUGGGAAAGACACGAGGUAGAUUUCGCUGAUAAACCUACCAACAGAGAGUUGACACCGGCUGAGACUUCGGGAAUCUGUAAACCAGAUCUUAUCGUUGUUUUGAACCCAACGGAAAAUAGAAAUGCCCUUAGAGAAUCCAUGCAAGCAAGGGUCCCAACUAUAGGUAUUAUUGAUACUGAUUCCGAACCAUCUAUGGUUACUUAUCCAAUUCCUGGUAAUGACGAUUCGUUACGUUCCGUUAAUUUAAUACUGGGAGUUUUGUCUAGAGCUGGUCAAAGAGGUCGUCAAAACAGAUUGGCCAAGUUUUCUACUGAUCUUGAAUAA
Zygosaccharomyces rouxii is the source of this 1200-nucleotide messenger RNA. It is a transcript of the gene MRP4, whose product is annotated as mitochondrial 37S ribosomal protein uS2m. The record is from RefSeq and is a predicted model, not a curated record. Gene Ontology annotation, cellular component: mitochondrial small ribosomal subunit; ribosome. The coding region runs from base 1 to 1200 and encodes 399 amino acids. Gene Ontology annotation, biological process: translation. NCBI's taxonomy places the organism in Eukaryota, Fungi, Ascomycota, Saccharomycetes, Saccharomycetales, Saccharomycetaceae. The transcript has a single exon. Gene Ontology annotation, molecular function: structural constituent of ribosome.